This is a messenger RNA of Truncatella angustata, 504 nucleotides long. RefSeq lists its product as uncharacterized. The record is from RefSeq and is a predicted model, not a curated record. Bases 1 to 504 code for a protein of 167 amino acids. The transcript has 2 exons. Lineage: Eukaryota; Fungi; Ascomycota; Sordariomycetes; Amphisphaeriales; Sporocadaceae.
AUGCAGGAACACAAGAGCAUGGAGGAAUCCAAGCUACGAGCAUCAGGGGUGUCGAGUUGUAUUGCCCUGAACCGAUGUCCACACCGGCAGGAUGCCCCUAAGACCGAUGACCACUCCGGCAGGAAGAAUACCCCUAAGACCGAUGACCACUCCGGCAGGAAGAAUACCCCUAAGACCGAUGACCACUCCGGCAGGAAGAAUACCCCUAAGACCGAUGACCACUCCGGCAGGAAGAAUACCCCUAAGACCGAUGACCACUCCGGCAGGAAGAAUACCCCUAAGACCGAUGACCACUCCGGCAGGAAGAAUACCCUGACAAUCCGAUGUCCAUACCGGCAGGAUGCCCCUAAGACCGAUGACCACUCCGGCAGGAAGAAUACCCUGAAAAUCCGAUGUCCAUACCGGCAGGAUGCCCCUAAGACCGAUGUCCACUCCGGCAGGAGACCCGUCGAGCUUGCACGCUCAAAGGCCGAGGAGACCCUGUCAUCCAGCUGGUCUGACUGA